Mesorhabditis belari is the source of this 315-nucleotide messenger RNA. The record is from the annotation of a GenBank genome assembly. NCBI's taxonomy places the organism in Eukaryota, Metazoa, Nematoda, Chromadorea, Rhabditida, Rhabditidae.
AUGAAUUUGGUAAUCUUCGUUCAGCCGGAUUCAGUAGCAUGCCAAAAGUUAUGGAGAGCCCGGCACAUCAACAUUGCCGUUUUUCUCAUCAUCUUUAUCGGAAAUGCGAUCUGCUAUCAAAAUUUGAUCGUUUCCGUGCCAAUCUUUAUCGUUUCCCCAAAUGGAUAUGCAAUAAGCAAUCCGGCCACGGAAUUGCAAACUGACUUUUCAUGGUUUACCAUCGUGAACAUGGCUCACGUGUAUCCAUUUUUAUCACUUGCCAUCAAUGUGCUCAUUUUUGUGAAACUCAUUUGGUUGAGAGUGACGGGAACGAGG